AUGGCUACUAAAUGUUCCGAUUAAAAAUCAACUAUAUGUUUUAAUGCAAUAGAAGGAGUUUGUGUAGUGUUUAAUUCUAUUUGCAUUAGAAAAGGAUGUGACACAGCCCCAUCAGAUGCUUCUCAUAAUGAUUCAGAAUGCUCCAAUUAUUCAUAGGCUUGUACAGUUGCAAGAGCAGGUGGAUGUCAAGUCAGAACUGCCUGUUCAUUAUAUAAAACAUAACUAUAAUGUAAAUUAGAUAUGAAUGAUAAAAAAUGUUACUGGAAUCCUACUGUUAAGUCAUGUGUAGAUUUGGUUUGUGCAAAUAUAGAAGUUUCAAAUUUAUUUAAUUCUCAUAAUGCCUGCUAUACAGUUGAUGAAUAUUUACUUUGUACAGUCAGAGCUGUUAAUAAGGUAGCUGUUCUUGGUUGUAUGGCAAGAGGACCAUGUAGUUCAUAUACUAUUGAGGAUUAAUGCAGAGUUAAUGCUAGUAGAAUAGAUUGUGCUUGGAAUACAAAUAGUAGUUUACCUGAACCUGCUUGUUAAGAUAAGUCAUGUACAACUGCUCCUACUUCAAUAUUAACUCACAAUGAUUGCUUCAAUUAUUAUAAUACGAUCAACUAUUAGAUGUACGGUGUAUGCUAGUCCAGAGGAUGUUAAUAAACUGCAGCCUGUUCAACUUAUAUCCAUAGUGAAUAAUGUAAAAUAAAUGAUGUUGGAGAUCCUUGUGGUUGGAAUGGAAAAGAAUGCAAUGAUAAAUCCUGUUCUACUGCUCCUGCCACAUCAGAAUAUGAUAAUGAUGCAAAAUGCAAAGCCUAUUUCAAUAAUAAAUGUACGGUUUCUUUAAAUGGAUAAGGAUGUAUAGAUAUUCCAGAAAUUUGUGAGUUAAUGAAUGAGCAAUAAUGUCGCUACAAUCGUGCUGGACAGCCUUGUUAUUGGAAUAAAUCAGAUUGUAUUACUAAAACUUGUGAAAAUGCUCCUGAAGAAAUAGCUACUGCUGAAUAAUGCAAUAACUAUUUAUAUGGAUGUACAAUAGAUGUUAUAAAAUGCAAAAUAAAAAUCUGUGAAGAUUAUGCUUUAAAAACAGAUGAGCUAUGCAACUAGGCCUUAUCUACUUGUACAACAAAUGGUAUUAAUUGUGUAACCAGAGGAACUUGUGUUUAAGCUUAAAAUAAAGCAGGAUGUGUUGUAUCUUCUACUGGAUAAUCUUGUGAAUGGAUACCAGAUGUUGUAAAUUCUCAAAAUGUUGUAAUUACUGCAGCAUAUUGUACAAUUAAAACAUGUAAUACUGCCCCAAUUAGUUUAUAAACAGAUGUAGAUUGUGCAAAGUAUUUUACAAAUUGUACAACAAAAAGUGGAGGUGGGUGUGUUACUAAAUCAAGUUGUUCUGCUGCUACUAUAAAUGCAGCUUGUAUAACUGCAUUAAAUGGUACAAUAUGUGCAUGGGAUUAUACAUUAAAUAAGUGUAGAGAUAAAGAUUGUCAAGAUUUUAUAGGAACAACUCACGCCAUUUGUUAAACUUAAAGAUAAGAAUGUACUGCUGGACCAAAUGGUAGAUGUGCUAGAGUAUAAAGUUGUGAAUCAACUACUAUUAGAGAAGCUUGUAUUGAAGGUACAAAUGGACCGUGUUUAUGGAUUGAGAAGUUUGUCAAUAGUGAUGGUUCAAAAGGAGCUUGUUUUGCAUAUACAUCAUGCAAGAGUUUAGCUUGGAAUAGUGAUGAAUCUUGUAAAUUGAUAAGUAAUAAAUGUACAACUAAUGGAACUAAUUGUAUUGGAAUUACUACAUGUACUGAGACAAAUAUUGAUGGUGGAUGUGUUACAGGUUAUGAUGGAUCUUGCAUUUAAUCUGCUCCUGCUUUGAAUUCUUCUGAUCCUAAGAUUUGUAAACCAUUUAAAUCAUGUGCAGAUGCCUUUUAUGCAACUCAUAAAGAUUGUUAAAUUGCUAAUAAAAAAUGUACAACAGAUGGAACUACGGGUUGCAUUCCUUUAGGUGCAUGUUCAACAUAUAAAUCCUAACCAGGAUGUUAGGUAAAUGAUAAAGGAUCUGUAGUUGAAUCUGGUGUUAUAACUUCAACAGGAGUUUGUACUUGGGAUUUGAGUACAAGUGGUUGUAGAGAUUAAAUUUGCUCUGAUUUGAAUGGUGUUACUCAUUCAAUUUGUAAUUGCUUAAUUAUCAACAUGUACUUCAGAUGUUAUUCUACCUAAAUUAUUUGUUCAACAGCUGUUGGAAAUGAUGGAAUUUGCUUUUGGGAGGUUGGUUCUACUACAAAUAAUAAUACAGCCAAAUGUAGAUUACUUUCUUGUGCAGAUAUUCAGAAUGGAAUAUCAAUUAGUGUUUGCCAAGCUGCUUUACAAUCUUGUCUUUCAAAUGGAACUAUUUGUAUCCCAAAGGCAAAAUGUUCAACUUAUACAACUAAAGCUGCUUGUAAUUUUGGUGGAUUAGAUGGACCUUGUGUAUUUAAUUAAUCAACUUCUACAAAAGCUAUAACUGAUAGCGGGACUUGUACUUUGAUGAAUUCUAUGUUCAUCUGCAAAUAAGGACUAAACUGCUUGUUUAGCUAGCAUAUAGAUAAGAUGUUCAUGGAUGUCCAGCAACUUCUAAUUCAUACCUGUGCUACAAAUAAUGCCUUGUGUGGAACUUGUUCAAGAUUCUUUAAUUGGGAUAAAUAAUCAUAAUAAUUAUGUUCCUUGAUUAAUGGAAUGUGUAGAGCCACUGAUCCUUCAACAUUAAACUAAACUGAUUGUUUUAGACUUUCAGGAUAUGCAUAUACAUGGGACAGCGCAACAAAUAAAUGCUAAGUUUGUACCAAAUAAGAUUAGCCAAGUAGUAAUGUCAAUAACACAAUCAAUGAUACAAAUAAUAAUAAUACUAAUACGGCUUAAAGGUUAAUACUAACAUCAUUAACAUUUAUUUUAGGCUAUUUUAUCAUUUGA
Paramecium tetraurelia is the source of this 2913-nucleotide messenger RNA. RefSeq lists its product as uncharacterized. The record is from RefSeq and is a predicted model, not a curated record. The transcript is spliced from 4 exons. Lineage: Eukaryota; Ciliophora; Oligohymenophorea; Peniculida; Parameciidae.